AUUUACCCAUUUUCUAUGUCCUUUUUGCAAUUUUGCAGAUGGUUCUUUGGAAAAAUUCCCAGGGCAAAGGCAGAAGAGAUGCUUAUGAAGCAGCGGCAUGAUGGUGCUUUCCUCAUAAGAGAAAGUGAAAGUGCACCUGGAGACUUUUCCCUCUCAGUCAAGUUUGGAAAUGACGUACAGCAUUUUAAAGUCCUUCGUGAUGGUGCUGGCAAGUAUUUCUUGUGGGUGGUAAAGUUCAACUCUUUAAAUGAACUUGUGGAUUAUCACAGGACUACUUCAGUCUCUCGAAACCAACAGAUUUUCCUCCGUGACCUUGAACAGAUGCCACAGGAUAGUCCAACAUCUCGUCGAGGUCCCACACAACCGAUGUAUGUACAAGCACUCUUUGACUUUGAUCCUCAGGAAGAUGGUGAGCUGGGAUUUCGCCGUGGUGACUUUAUUCAGGUCAUGGAUGACGCUGAUCCAAACUGGUGGAAAGGAGGCUGCCAUGGCCAGACAGGAAUGUUCCCUCGAAACUAUGUCACUCCAGUUAACAAGAACCUCUAAAAUAACUGCACAUUACGUUCAACUACAACUUUCAUUAGAAACGAAAAACUAAAAUGGGUCUUGGAAGAGAAAUGAAUUUUAAUACUGAGAAGAGAUUUCACUGAAGUCUUGAACCUUGCUGUCAGUAUGGAACUUUUCAACUUUUAUAACUUAGAAUGCCAAAAUAUACCUUGAUUUCUUUUUUUAACAUAUUUCCACAGCAGCUUGUGUGCUUUUUCCAAGUUUCCCCUUCCGAAAAUGGUGCAUGACUUCACCUUGUGCUACAAAUAAACCUCCAUUGAUUUUCUCUAUGCAGAGGAAUGGUUAGUAAUAGAUGCUAGAAAGCAGACCAAAGGGCAGGUUUUGCUUUUCUAACAUUGAUUGUUUUUGUCCAACAGAUUUAUCUGCCCUUAACUUCUGAAUUGCUCUUUAAUAUAAUU
This is a messenger RNA of Protopterus annectens (West African lungfish), 965 nucleotides long. RefSeq names its product growth factor receptor bound protein 2 (gene GRB2). The coding region runs from base 16 to 546 and encodes 176 amino acids. The transcript has 4 exons. Gene Ontology annotation, molecular function: protein binding. The record is from RefSeq and is a predicted model, not a curated record. NCBI's taxonomy places the organism in Eukaryota, Metazoa, Chordata, Ceratodontiformes, Protopteridae.